Molecule: messenger RNA, 4989 nt
Organism: Coregonus clupeaformis (lake whitefish)
Lineage: Eukaryota; Metazoa; Chordata; Actinopteri; Salmoniformes; Salmonidae
Product: serine/threonine-protein kinase PAK 6-like
Exons: 9
Coding region: 171-2171 (666 amino acids)
Biological process (GO): regulation of MAPK cascade; intracellular signal transduction; protein phosphorylation
Cellular component (GO): cytoplasm
Molecular function (GO): protein serine/threonine kinase activity; ATP binding
Source: RefSeq, a predicted model, not a curated record
GAAUCAUUAAGACCCCAGUGGUGGGUUAACGGUAGACGGACGGACAGACGUUGGACAUAGAGCCCUCUCGCUCGUCCGGGAUUAAAAAGGGACUAAGAGAGGCAGAAGACGCAAGACCACGGUAAAGACAGCCCUCCUUCUCCUUCCCACCCCUCACCGGCUGUCUCGCCAUGUUCCGGCGGAAAAAGAAGCGGAGGCCGGAGAUCUCGGCGCCACAGGACUUUGAGCAUCGGGUCCACACGUCAUUCGAUGCGGUGCAGGGGUGCUUCGUGGGCCUGCCGCCCCAGUGGCAGAGCGUCAUCGACAUCCUGAGGAGACCCAAACCGGUGGUGGACCCAUCCCGGAUCACCAAUGUGGAGCUUAGGCCCAAGAAGACCAUUUGUAGGGGGAGUUUCAUCGGACACGGAGACUACAUCUCCCACGUCAUCUCUGAGAUGACUCGUCUUCCCGUCACCAGUUCCAACUCGCUCCGGAAGAGCAGUCCGUCGGCGCGGCAACGGGCCCGCUCCAUGGGGCUUCUGGGUGAGCUCGUCGAAGGCGACACGUAUCAGUAUGAGGAGCUGGGCCAAGAGAAGCGUCAUAACGGCGGUAACAGCUACUGGCAGGUACAAAGUGAGAGCGGUAGCCCCAAACUGGCCCCUAAGAAAACCUCCACCCUCCAGCCCAAUGGGGUACUGCCUCGGGCAAAGUCAACGCAUGAGAUGAGCAUGACGGCUGGGGAUAAACCUGCACCUCUGCCGAAGGGGCCGGUCCCCACGCCCCCUAGAGGAGGAGGCACGGGUCAUUAUGCACGUAGCGAAGGGGCCGGACUUAUAAAUAGGCCGGAACAGCAGAUGGGCAUGCCGCAAAAGGGCAAAGUAGUCAAUCAGAGACCGGCGUCCUGCUAUAACCUGCAGACCCUGCAGACGCAGCAGCAGGUCAACAUGAGGGUCAAGCCUGGGGUCAGUCACCUGCCGGACCUUCUGACCUCCUCCAAGGAUACUUCUCCUCAGAGACCCCACUCGUCCUGUGACCUGAAGAUGAAUUCAUUACCCAAUGGCACCAGCAGCCUGAUCGCAGGCAGAGGGCGAACCCACAGACCCUUACGUUCCUCCUCCACCUACACCAUUGGAUUGUUUUCACCCAUAGUUCAGGGGGCUACCAUGCCCCUACUCCCCAAACAGAACAGCCCAUCCCAGCCCCAGCCUUCUCCCACGGGCUCCCCGGCCACCAACUCAACAGGAACCAAGCAGCAACAGCCCAAACCCAAGCUUGGGCCAGAGCCCGAGCCGGCCAAAGUGACCCACGAGCAGUUCAAGGCGGCCCUGCAGAUGGUGGUGGACAAGGGCGACCCGCGCACCUUCCUGGAGAACUUUGUGAAGAUCGGGGAGGGCUCCACGGGGAUGGUGUGCAUCGCCCGCGAGAGGCAUAGCGGUCGGCAGGUGGCGGUGAAGAUGAUGGAUCUCCGGAAGCAGCAGCGCAGAGAGCUGCUCUUUAACGAGGUGGUGAUCAUGAGGGACUACCGGCACAGCAACGUUGUGGAGAUGUACAGGAGUGCCCUGGUGGAAGAGGAGCUGUGGGUUAUCAUGGAGUACCUGCAGGGUGGGGCUCUGACCAACGUCGUGUCUGAAACCAGGCUGAAUGAAGAGCAGAUAGCCACCGUGUGUGAGGCUGUGCUACAGGCGUUAGCCUAUCUCCAUUCCCAGGGAGUUAUCCACCGUGACAUCAAGAGUGACUCUAUACUGCUCACGCUGGAUGGGAGGAUCAAGCUGUCAGACUUUGGAUUCUGUGCUCAGAUCAGCAAAGACAUCCCCAAAAGGAAGUCCUUGGUUGGGACACCAUACUGGAUGGCUCCAGAGGUCGUGUCAAAGACGCCAUAUGGAACUCAGGUGGAUGUGUGGUCCCUGGGUAUCAUGGUGGUAGAGAUGGUGGAUGGAGAGCCUCCGUACUUCAGUGACACGCCAGUGGCAGCUAUGAAGAAACUGAGGGACGAGCCGCCACCUACAGUCAGGAACACACAGAAGAUCUCCCCUGUGCUGAAGGACUUCCUGGAUCGUAUGCUAACACGCGACCCCCAGGAGCGUGCUACCGCUAGCGACCUGCUGGAGCACCCCUUCCUGCUGCAGUGUGGCUCGCCGCGGUGCCUGGUGCCCCUAGUGGAGCGAUACCGCAAGCGUAUGUCCCGCUGCUGACUCACCCGGACACACAUGAUCCAUGUUGGCCGAAGACUGGGCUGAUCCCAUGACGUCUGACCCUGGGUUAACAGACGACCUGUCGCUCCAUCCACAGCAUUGGUAUUGAGUCUCAAUGCCCACUACAGGAAGUGGAUUUACUGUCACACGGUGUGUGGAUGGAAGGAUAUGGAGUCGAUCAGAAAAUACUCUCUCUCUCUCUCUUUCUCUUUAUCUUGCUCCUUUUCUCUGGCUCACUUCCUUUACCAGGCCUCGUAUCUCUGUCCUCCUCUCUUCUCUUUCUUUCUUUCUCUCUCUCUCCUUUUUAUUCCAUCCGUUAUCUCCCUUUUCUCCUCUCUUUUUAAAUCUCCAUCUUCAAGGAGUGUUUUUCUGACCUGCCGGCUGGUGGAUGCAGAGGCACCAUUCAAAUCCACAAAUGGUGGGGUGGCAGCCUGGUACUGGUGGUUACCCACCAUUAUCAUAUGACUGAUAUGAGCGUAAUUUAUUAAUUGUUUACUCAUUUAAGCCCAUCACUCUUCAGGGAGCAUAUAGGCCAUCGACGAUGUCUCCUCUCCAUCACACCGUUCUGGGCAGUCUUCUUCAGCUCCUUCCAUCCACCACAUGUUGUAUCCUCUGUGUUUGGCUCAAGCACCCAUCUCCAGGUCUUCUACAGACACCCACUUUUGUGUUUUUCUUGCAUGUUCCAGGAUAAAGCUUGCCUGGGGAUGUUGGAGGGGUUUUUCGGAGAGGAUAUACAAUUCCGCGGGGACCUGACUGGUGUGCAUGGCUUGGCUACAGCCACAAGGAAUCACUUCAGAUCGACAAGGGCAUCCUCGCUCCUUUUUGGACAAUGUAGGACAGAAUGGAAUUGGAUAUCUGAAUUUAAGGAUUUGUUAAUUCUAUGCAAAAAGUGCAACAAGCCCCAAUGUAGAAUCACAGUGUCCUGAACCUUCUGUACUGAAAAUCCCCACCAUCACUGUCCAAUUUGUUCUACUGACUUUGAAAUGUAACAAUUACUACUGACUUUGGUACUAUACUUCUGUUCAUUCUGUAAAAAAAAAAUGAAUGACCAGACCCUUUCUACCAGAUCACCUAGGGUUCCCCUGGACUUGAUCAGGGGAGGAUCUACAAAGUUGUCACAAGCAGAAGCUUUGUUUUGGUAUUGCUGGAGGAACAUGUUUUAUAGAAUUUCCAAAUGGAUAAAGUAUUUCGGGAUAUUGCAGAUAUGAAUGUGAGUAGUAUAGUAAAUAGCAUGACUAUACUGAGUAUAGUAAAUGUUCUAUUUUGGGACAGGUAUCCCCGGUAAAAUACUAUUUUAAUCAGAACCGAUCACCUGUAUACUUUGGUUGAACAGGUUUUUGACAAAUAGUCAUACAAUAUAUUGAAAUGGCAUACAAUACGGACAUGGGGUAGUUCAAAAUCUCAAGACUGGAUUGUUGUGUAGCCUGCUGAUGUACCCCUGUUAGCUGACUAGCCUACUGAUGUACCCCUGUUAGCUGACUAGCCUACUGAUGUACCCCUGUUAGCUGACUAGCCUACUGUUUGCCAACACUGGAUAUCUAUGUAUGUCAACACCAUUUUCACAUGCAUUUUUGUCCUUCUCAGAAUGUUCUGUAUCUGGCCCCGCACAGCAGUUUAUAUUUUUCAUACACUUCAAAAAUGUGACUUCACUUUGCACGUUAGUACUUGAUGAGUACUGGUAUAGGACAAAACCUAUGAAAGUACUUCUUUAAUUUUUUUACAAAUAAAUAUCUGUGAACAAAUACUUUUUUUUUUUUUGCAAAUGUCAUAUUCAUUAUUAUUUAAAUACAGUUUAUAGGCCUACAACAUGACAUAAGCAUGCUGUUGAAUCUGGAUAAGAGCCUCUGUUAAAUGAUCAAAUAUGUGUACAAGUCAUUGCCGUUCAGGUGAGAUCAUCGAUGUCCUAACUGUUCACAGGAUACCCUGGAUCUGUUUAUUUGUCAUUUUUUUAUCAGGUGUUUUGUGACCGAGCUUUUUGAGACCGUCAUUACACCUUAUCAAGGCGUCUUUUAAUGUGGUGGAAGCACUAAAUGAUGGUAUGGAGUAACAAAGUGUUUCACAGGGUUUAAAUAAUAUAAUGCAGUCAUUUCUACAAUACACACUAUACCAAUGUAAAAUAAGUUGUCAGGUUUCUCAGAGGGAUCUGUUUUAACCUGCCUUGUGUUAAUGAGUAAGAAAUAUGGAAAUGAUAUGGAAAGGACGACAAGUUUCAGGUAGCAAACAACCCUGUGAAUUUCAGCAUGACCCAGUUUUCACCUACAUAAUGUGCGAUGAAGUUUCAAUGAAAACCCAUUUCAGUCACUUUAAAAAUAGUUUUAUCACUUAUAAAGCAUGACAAAUUGGGUGAAGAAAUCAAAUAGAUGGAUAUAGAUAAAGAUAUUAAAUAUGUUUCCUUAACAAUAGUUUCCUAAUUACAAAUGAAAUAGCAUGUCAGUUAAUGUACACAGUAUGUAACGUGAUUGUUUUUUGUUUCUCAUUUUAAGAAUGCUCAAGUUGAAGAAUGAAGGAGAAUGAACCGUCUCAGAAGGGAUUUGACACUGCUGUAGGGUUGCAAAGGGACGGAAUAUUACCGAUAACUUUAGAAAUGUACCAGUAAACUAACAGAAUUUUGGAAACUUGAGUUUUCAUAACUUAAAAAAUAUAAAAUAAUACAAUGUUUUAAUAUGAAGAAAAAAAAACAUUAUCGGAAAUAUAACCCAUCAACUUCGUGAACACUGUUGCUCUUUAAUGUGAGUCUCAGCAUGGAAUAUUCUUUAUAUUUUUUUAGUUUUUAUUUAUUUUACUAUGUCAAUAUAUCUUUGUUGUAAAUGUUUUGGGG